This is a messenger RNA of Neltuma alba, 1265 nucleotides long. Its product is annotated as ribonuclease H2 subunit A. Gene Ontology annotation, biological process: DNA replication, removal of RNA primer; mismatch repair. NCBI's taxonomy places the organism in Eukaryota, Viridiplantae, Streptophyta, Magnoliopsida, Fabales, Fabaceae. The transcript is spliced from 8 exons. Bases 104 to 1003 code for a protein of 299 amino acids. Gene Ontology annotation, cellular component: ribonuclease H2 complex. Gene Ontology annotation, molecular function: RNA-DNA hybrid ribonuclease activity; RNA binding. The record is from RefSeq and is a predicted model, not a curated record.
CGGGAGGCGAGAGACUAGACUCGCGGGUGAUAUCUUCAUGGCGGGAAACUAAAAAGCUCGGGCAUAUCCUGAGUCGCCGAAUAACCCCGGGAAGAAACUCGCAAUGGGCUCUGAAGCGACCCUUCUCCCGAAAUGGGCAUCCCAGCCUUGUAUCAUGGGAAUCGAUGAAGCUGGCCGAGGACCCGUUUUAGGGCCUAUGGUGUAUGGAUGCUUGUAUUGUGCUCGCUCCUAUCAGAAGACCCUCGCAACUUUGAGUUUUGCUGAUUCGAAGACGCUAAAAGAAGAGAAGAGGGAAGAAUUAUUUGAUAAUCUAAAGGGAAAUGAAUCGAUUGGAUGGGCAGUUGAUGUCUUAGACCCAAGGGAACUCUCAGCUAAAAUGUUGAAGAGGAACAAGAUAAACCUGAAUGAGAUAUCGCAUCAAUCUGCAAUGGGCUUGAUUGAUAGGGUACUGAAGAUGGGAGUUCUUCUGACUGAGGUCUAUAUAGAUACCGUUGGAGAUCCAGGAAAAUAUGAAAUUAUGCUAUCAAAAAAUUUUCCAUCUAUUAAAUUUGUGGUUGCAAAGAAGGCUGAUAGUCUCUAUCCUGUUGUGAGUGGUGCUAGCAUAGUUGCUAAGGUCACAAGAGACCGAGCUUUGCGUGAAUGGGUGCUUGAUGAGACUGCUGAAAACAUGCACAGGAACUUUGGGUCCGGAUAUCCUGGAGACCCCCAAACCAAAUCCUGGUUAGAACAUCACAAACAUUCUGUCUUUGGAUUCCCAACCUUGGUCAGAUUCAGCUGGGGAACCUGCACUACAUAUUUUAAAGAUAUUGUGGAAGUCUCAUGGGAAUCUGAUAAAAUGGAAGAAGAAGGGGAAGGCGGUAGCAACAGUGGCAAGCGGCAAUUGAAAUUAAGAAAUGUAGGUUUCACCACGACCAAGAGAAAAAGUGAAGAAAUAGAAUCAAGUGGCAAAGGUCGCAGUAGGUUUUUCCAGACUCGGAAGCUUGAGAUUGUUACUGAUUUCUGAUCCUAAUUUUGAUAGGUAGAUUUCUCUGCAACAUUUUUAGAAAUUUCUUAGUUAAGUUACAUGAAGCAUGCAACGAGUUCAGAGACUUUCUUCACAGACACUUUGUAUGUCAUUAGAUUCAUCUUGAUAAGAUUUUAUAUUAGUCGCGUGUAAUUUGUGGGCUGAUUAAGCAACAUAGCUUAUAUAAAAGUGAUUCAGUCAAUUUUCAGCUUAACUAAACCAUUCGAUCAUUUAGAUGUCUAUUAUAUUUCUGUUAUUUAAU